AUGCGGACGAACUCGGCGUAUUCCGGCCUGCUGCGUGGCUGUGACCGAAAGCGUAUGUUACUUAGGCGUACACCAUGCCCAGUCUUUCCGCGGUGCGGCAAGAUCAUCUCCAGACAGUUUUGGCGAAACAUGAGUGUCGAUGCGGCGUGGCAGAAUGUCAGCUUUGGGUUGUAAAUGGGGCAGUGCUGUUGCUCGAGCGUUGAGUUUCGGCUCCAUUUUCAAACGAGCAUCCAACUGCACGCCACGCAUUUGUCCAAGACGGCCGCUUGGGGGAAUGUGCAAUCCAAGAACACACGCGGCAUUUCGCAAAAGGGUCCCGCAGACCAUUAUUUUAAGGGGCGCCCGCGCUCUUCGAGCAUGAUCUAUGCACCACAAAGUCCUUCGCGACACAUACUGCGACAGCUCUACUCCACCACUCCUGGAACGAUGGACUCUGAGAAGACCCAGCAGACGCCGCCUCCUUACGGUACGACAGGCCAACCGGACGAGGCAGAGCAGCUACUACGUCGAAUCGAACACAACAUCAACGAAUUCGACGCAGGUACUUUCACCGACAGCGCGUUGAAGGAGAGCCGUCGACUCGCCAACCUCCUGACCUUCAUGCUGGCUGUUGACUACCAGCGGAACACUAAGGCUGCUCUCACCGCGGAAGACAGAGACCAUUACGCCACCAUAUCAGGCUGCCUCGACAAGCUGCGCACGGCACACGACCACACGCUCCUCACGGCCUCCGAGCGCUCUACGCUAGCGCCAUUCUUCUGGAAAUACUUGCACGAACCUUGCCAGGUGCUUGCGCUCCCUGUGGAAUGCGCUAUCCGCGCCAUCCAAAGCUUUUUUAAGUAUACAUCCUACAAUGGUCAAUACAAAGGCUCAGUGUAUGGAGUGUUGCAUGAUCGAGGCCUCGACGGGUUAGCGUACAAGCUCUACAUGGACAGGUCCGUCGUGAUUCCACGCACGAUAUGCGAGCCAACCUCUCAAGAAGACCUACUACGGGGCAAUGCAGCCGUUGGAAGCAUUUACUUCACAGGGAUCUCCGGCAUCGAAUGCUCUACGUCACGGUCCGAUUCCUACAGUGGGUGGAGCGUGCAGUACACCAUAUCUUACACGCUCAACAAGCGAGGCACUGCGUACAAGGUGUGUCGUUGUGGAGCCACAACCACGGUCGAGAAUAGCGUAGGCUUAUCGCCUAGCCACUGGGCGCACAGGAUCAAGGCAUUGACGAACCAUCUUCUUAUGAGGAAGGAGAUAUCUGCGCACGACAAGAAGAUGAGCGAUCUACGGCAGUGGCCGCUGGGCUGGAAGCUCUUGACGGCCACACGGUCCACACACUUACCCGACUUCUUUGAGCAAAGGGCGCGCAAGGAUUGCUGUGAGAUGUAA
Molecule: messenger RNA, 1380 nt
Organism: Baudoinia panamericana UAMH 10762
Lineage: Eukaryota; Fungi; Ascomycota; Dothideomycetes; Mycosphaerellales; Teratosphaeriaceae
Exons: 1
Coding region: 175-1380 (401 amino acids)
Source: RefSeq, a predicted model, not a curated record